AUGGCAUCGGACAUGAAUCUGGCUGAAGCUCUUGAUGGCGUCUCUUCACCGGGUGUCAGGGAGAGAAAAGAGGCUAUGAUGAGCCUUCGACAGAUAUUGAGACACAACCAAGGCACCUCCAGGAUAGACAAUCUCAAAGAUUCAGCACUCUUCAAGAUUUACGACACCCUCUUCCACGCCAUCGCUCUAGAACUCACUAUGCUCAAGGCCUGCAAAGGAGGUAGUAAGAAAUCUACCGUAUCUGCUAUAGAGGGACGACUCAGUGAUUGCUCUGCUACAUUGCGAGUAGCAGUAGAUGCGGGUGUGCGCAACGUUCGCUCAAAAUCCAUCAAGGCCCUCAUCGACCACAUUCUUAAUAACUUUGCCGGCCCAGACGGUCUUCCCGACACCAUACUGUCGAGCGACUAUGCCAAGAAUCUUUCGGUCUUGCUCGGACAUGAGCCUCACGUCGAACAUUUAUCUUAUGAUCUCUGGCACAAUAUUCUUGACUUCUGUCUGGAUAGUGUUCAGACGGUAUGCAAUCCAGGUAGUGGGUUGGGAUCCAGCAUUCUGAGCUCGAGAUCAUCACGCUCUCACUUCGCUCCUUCUCAGGCAAGUGCAAAUAAUGGCGUACUUUCUCGGCAAGCCGUGGAUGACUUGGUCAACGUUGUGCGCUCUUUGACAAGUGUUUCAUUUGCGCCGUUCCUUCAGAAGGGCACUCGAAUUCUCACUGCGAUGUCUCAAUAUCUCCAGAACUCACAACAUAUGUCGAAACCUCAGAUCGAUGCACUGGUCGUCAUAAAUACAGUUCUGCUUCAAAUGCGUACUGAGGAUGUCAAGUUUACGAAAAGGUUCGCUCGCGAUGCCCUUACAUUGACCAAGAUGUUAUGGAACACGAAGCUUUCCGCAAUGAAAGAUGAAGUAUUAUCCAUGCUGGUCUUGCUGCACCCGUUCGUCGAUGUCCUGUCGCAUGACGAUACGGAUGAAUUGUUCCCUAUCGAUAUUUCCAAUCUUGUCGAAACACUCAAGACCGAGUAUACAAGAAGAAGUCUCAAGGAUCAACUGCAGCUCAAUUCACUGAGUCUGCAGCUUGCCUUGAAUCGGCCCUCUGAUGGCUUGAGAGGUCAGAUAUUCAGCUUACGGGACGGUCAGACUUUUGGUGAGAACACACUGAGUACAGAGCACAACUGGACCUUGCUCAAGCUGCUUGCUCAGUUCACGAUCAUGGAUGACCCUGAUGACCAGAGAAACGACAACAGGUCGACAUCUCCCGGCUCUGGUCCUUAUAAGCGCCAGCGCGUCGCGCACUGGUCGGACGAGUUGCUUAGAACGCUCUCUGAUCCCAAUCUAGCGAUUAAAGUGUGCUCACUACAAUUGAUCUGCUUUAUUGUGCAGUCGGCCAAUAUUGAGGAAGAAGUCCUAGGUAAUCUGGUUGAGAAGUUGACUCCUUGCAUCCUCGACGACAACAGUUAUGUCGUCUCGUGGGCCCACAUCGCUCUUGCUAGUUGUGCUGGUCAAGUUGCAGCCUCUUCAGAGAGUCUUACUGGGGCGUGGAAGUCUAUCUGGCGCUACACUCUCAGAGCUGUCAACCCUGCUCAGACUUGUAGAACGGCAUGUCAUCUUCUCCACGCCAUCAUUCAAACGGACCUGAUUGAUCGGACAAUGAUACUCGAAAGCGUCAGCUCCAUGCUUUCGAAUAUCUCAAUCAAUGGGCCCUCAGUGUUUGAUGACUCGGUCGCUGGAUUGUUCCAAACCAUCUUGGAGGGUGUUCAACGCGAAAGUACAUCCUCUUUCGGUGAGAGGUCUGGGCAGAUCUUGACAUGGCUCUUUCAUACAUGGGCACCAAGUAACUUCCAUGACAAGAUAUUCGCCUCUCAAAACGCCACUACCGAUGUUAUCACCGUCAUGAACCUGAUAAACGCUUGCUUAGGACUUCCGAGGGAACCGGAGCCUCUGCUUUGCCUGCCGAUUUGGGGACCUGUGGCGCAGUCGUGGAUCCUGCACAGCCAAACACAAGACCUCCUUGAUUACCUGCUACUGAAGAACAAGGCGGUUGUGGUACAUGUUCAACCAGAUCAGGCUAACACAUUUCCAGAAAGAGGCUUCUCCAUGAGCAGCAUCACUGUCGCACUUCUGCUUGGUCUUUGUACGACUGAGACGAAUAGCGCGGUGGAGAAGUGGCACAAUAUGAAGGAGCAAGGUGCAGGAUAUCUAGACAGGCAUAUGGUUCGCAUGGUCAGCACUCUCAUCAUAGUCGGUCGAUGCCUCGCAAACUGUUUGAGAGGCAAGAACACGCAUCGGACAGAACAGCUUCGUGCUGCUAACAAACCCCUUACGACUCUUCUGUUCAAAGACCUCUCCAGUCCUGGUUGUGAGCAAGACAAAGUUGACGCUCUCAUUGACCUUGUUGCACACAGGCCUUUGGCUCAUCAACCGAAAAUAUUUAUGUCGGAAGACCGCAGUCAUCAUGCCUGCAUGUCCGACUUGUCGACCUCUUUACUGGAUCUUGUGGAGAAGCGACGGGAGAUGACAGAAUCGGACGCUUCUGUGAAGAGGAACAACAUAAGCGAUACUCUGGACUUCGACACCGACUUCGAGUCUCAAGUGACUUCUCACACUGCUCCUGUGAACGAAACUCAGCCUCUACGGAAAGUUGUUCCGAGCAAGUACAGCAUUGUCUCGCAGAGAGCAAGUGUGACAAUUUAUGCAAUGCUAUUGCAGUCCUCUUGCAUCGGGCCUGAUGACAUGGUUGACGAUCUACCAGAAAAUCUCAUACCUCACGUACUAGAGCUGCCCACUUCAGAGAUCCUGGCCAGCGGACCAUUUCUUACAGCUCUACCACGCUAUGGUGUGCAGCUCACUCCGAAGCAGUUCGAGCCACUCCUCGAGUUCUUUGCAGACAACACACUGCAGUCUUACGAGCUCGAGCGCGCCGAAACUAACAUGGAUUUGCUACUAGGUGUUAUGGAAAGCUUUGUGUACACCUGGACAGACCCCUCUGACCAAGAUUUUUAUACCUUUGGUCUCGAUAUCUACAAAUGGUUCACGGUGACAGCCUUGAAAGCCAAAUUGCUUUCACCCUGCGUGCAGAAACGAAUUGUUCGGCUAAUGCUUCAAAUCUUGCAAAUUGACGCAGAUUACGGACAGACUGACAAACUUCCAACUGUGCGUUCAAUGUUAUUUCGUUUGAUGCGCGAAGGCACUCUAGAUGUCAAACAUUUCAUCGCUCAACAUUUGUCGUCAAUAUUCAGGCUUUUCCCUCUAUCUGCCCAUGCUGAGAUCCUGGAAGAGCUUAAAGCCAGUCUGCCUACCGAUUUGUUGUGGAUCGAGGGUCUCGCUGUUCGAAUCCUGAUCUCGGCUAAUUUGGCCGCUGAUUGGCAUUCACUUCGACGACAAUGUAUCUUCCACAUAUUUGAGACUGCUGGCAUGAUCGUAGAAGCGGAAGACUACGCUGCCACGUGUAUUGCGAAGAUCUCUGAUGCGCUGAAGCUGAAGUCUGCAAGGGAAGUGUUUCAACUCUUCUCGCCACAGCUACUGUACGUUUGGCUGGAGACUCAGGCUGUGUCAAGGAUACCUUUCAAGAUUUUCGGGUACAAAUCUAUGGCCGAGCUACUGGAACACAAUAUGAACGAGAUAUAUGCUCAACUGCUUAUGCGCGAGAAGGACGACCAGAUUCAGUGGUUAACAAAAAUGCUGGAUUUAACGGAAGCACAAGUCUCGCAGUCUACUUUUAGUAAGACUCUCGCAUAUGCUAUUUCCUGGGACGUCAGUGGUAGGCAGGUAUCGUCUCAAGAUCCAUCUCAGGUGACGACGAUCUGCGAAACUCGCCUUCGUGGCUUUUACAAGACGAGCGGCGAUUACUACGCGGCGGUGAAGUCCAAUCUUCCCGAUAUUAUCGCUCAGAUAUUCACCUCGAUCUAUCAUGAAGAAGUCGCUGAGAAGUUGUUCGAAAAGAAGUCUCAGUAUGCCUACGCUAAAGAUGCUCUCUCCGCAAUGAAGCGGCAUGGGUCUUUGGACACAGAUCUUUCACAAGCUCAGCAACCUUGUUUUAAAGGCAGAUAUCUCAUUGAUCAACUCGAAAGAGUAUGCCGUAGAACAGGAAACAAGACAUUCACAACCGUCAAAGAUAUCCUGGAUGUUCCUCACAUCACCGUUACUCUGAGAUCCAUCAUCGAUUCUAUGCACCCUGCUUACGGACCACUUGAGGCCUGUCGGACCGUCAGAAAGCUGCGCAUAUUCCUUGCUCUGGCUGGUGACGAAGUCUUUCGUGGCUAUCCCUUGCAGACUAUGAUUCGUACCCUGCAGCCAGUCAUCAUCGAUCCACACUGUUCUGAUGAUGGUAUGGGUAUGCUGCAAUACCUACUCGAGCGUGGAAAGUCUUUCCUUAAGCAAGAGAUAUCGAUGUUCACAGGCACAGGCCUACUAAUUCUUUUGUCAUUGAAGCAAUUCAUGAUAUCUCGGCAAGACAAGACCACUCAGGAGAGCCAGUUUCGCAAUACAGUCUCGAGGAUGCAAUCCUUCCAUGAUUGGCUUGUCACUUAUCUACUCGAGUUUCGAUCUUCCAUGAGGUUGCCACAACAGCAAAACGCUUUCUGUUCUCUUGUUGAGUCAUGCCGCGAUCUAGAGCUCUCAGCGCCUUCGGGUGUAAGUCAAGCGGCCAAUACCUUACUGAAAGGACUCUUGGACGACGAGGAAUCAGUUACACCCGUUCUGGGGCCCAUUGAACGUAAACAAGUAACCUCAACUUUAUGUCAUCACUUCCAUGUGACGGACAAAGCACACGACAUGUUCGCUUCGGAUGAGCUCUCACUUUCGUAUGCUCGUCGGGUAUGGGAAUCUACCCAGAAACUCACUAUAGCCAAUGAAUACGGCGCAUGGGCUGCGCGGGUCAUAGGCCGUGCUUAUGCCUCGACUGUGUCACUAGAACAAAUCAGACCUACACGUGGCCUCAUAUCCCAUCUUACCAGUACUCUAGGAGAGACGAACCACUCCACUCGGGCAAUAGUGACGAAGCUCAACGAUUUACUCUCCAGUCAAGAUCGAACACAUGUCGGAGUUGCGGAGCAAAGUCUCAGAAAGAUUGCGAAUUGUUUCAUGGCUCAAGAGGACCACAACGGAGUGAUCGAUUUUGAAAGGAUCCUACCAGUCCAUGUCGUCGAUGCGAUAGCCAGAAUUUAUCACAAGGACAUUCCAGAGAUCAAAGACAGCCAAAAGCUUCGUAGAGAGGAUCUCUGGCGCGCAGCAAAGCUCAAUCGUAACAUGCCAUUCGAAUCCUGGGUCCAGAAUCUAACGGUCUCAAUUUGCCAAUGGGCGAAGGGCAAUCCUCUUGUCGGCCAAUUGGAGAACCUUUUUGCGUCUGAUGUUGCGCUCUCACAGGAACUCUUUCCUUUCAUCGUCCAUCUAGCUCUCAGCUCCGAGGUCGAGAAAGAACCGGUUCUCCGUACAUACCUGUCGGAGUCUUUCUCCGCACAUUUUAACCACCUCGAACCAGGCACUAGUCGUAAAUCUCGUCUUCUGAUCGAAUCGCUGUUGUACCUGCUCACACAGAAGCUUCCGAACGAGAAGACUAGAUUGAAACGACUGGAAUGGCUCGAGCUCGAUUACCUUCUUGCUGCGAAAGCUGCUGACGGGUGCAACAUGCCGACAGCUUCCUUGUAUCUUAGCGAGAUCGGAGCAACUCCAGAAGAUUGCACACCGCCAUCUCGGAGAUCUUCCGUCAAUCUCAGCACUUCCAAAACGCCUUCGAAUGAGCUGCUGUUGUCUAUCUACAGCCGUGUAGACGACCCGGACUCUUUCUACGGGGUCAAACAACCACCCUCGUUGGAAUCGGUGCUUGCGCGUGUACACCAUGAAGGUGACGGCAUAAAGGGCCUUAUGCUGCACUCCGCUCGCAUAGACGCGUCCAUGCGAAAGUCUGGACUGGCGGAUGAAUCAGACGCAUCUGGCUUGAUCAGCUCUGCAGGUGCUAUGAAUUUGAGUAGCCUGACCCAUGAGCUUUUGAAUCGUAGAAGCAGCAAUCAGCCUAGCACCGCUACAACAGACACAAUGCUCGAUGCUGCUCGCAAGUUGGAGCAAUGGGACCUCAAUCUUCCCCAAACAGAAGGCUCGGCUGUAGGUACACUGUAUAGUGUGUUUAGAGGGCUCGCGAGCGCUACGUAUCUUGAGUCUGUCCAGCUGGAUCUGGAUCGAGCUUUCAAUUCAUCAAUUCAGCAUCUACGAGACACACGUCUUGAUGCGUCGGCUGUACGCGCCACACUAUCGGGUAUUGCUGUCUUGAAUGAAGUUGAUGAGUUGAUCGCGGUAAGAUGUUCUUCUGAUCUGACCAAUCUCUGGGACCGAAUGCAGAAGAGACAAAUGAGAUGGGAUAUUGGACAAUUCAACGAUGCUCAAAGCAUUGUAUCUUGUCGAGAAACUCUUUUCAGCCUCUUGAGUCGAAACAAAAAUCUCAGAGAGGCUCUUCACGUCAACAUUCGAGAUUGUCGCGCAAUCGAGGCUCGGUCGGUCAUCAGCUCCUCUCAAUUCGCUAGAAGAAACGACUUGAUUCAACAAUCUCUCACCGCGGCGACUUAUCUUUCUCAGUUGGUACCAAUAUGCCAGGAAGUUGACGUAAAAAUGGACGCAGCGGCUCACUUUGAAGUUGCGACCACGCUAUGGAGGCAGGGUGAAAUCUCGACGUCGGUGCAGAUGCUGCAGGAGCUUUGUCUACGUACGGACUUAUUAGGGCAAUCCAUUCAGGUCGGCCGUCCGGGUAUGCUGGCCCAAUUAGGUCACGAGAUUGCGGACGCACGCCUAGAGCAGCCAGGUGAAGUCAUUGCAAACUAUCUUAGGCCAGCGAUCGAGCAACUUGACGACACGACAUCUGGUUCAGAGACUGGGAAGGUCUACCAUGAAUUUGGCUCGUUCUGUGAUCAGCAACUUCAAGAUCCUGGUAACUUGGAAGACUAUCAACGACUGGCCAAGCUCCGAGAUCGCAAACUAGGAGAGCUCAAACAGUAUGACGAGUUGAUCAAGAGACUCCCUGCUUCAGACAAGGAAAGAAAAAAGGACCUCCAGAGGCAGCAGAAAGUUGUCCACACCUGGUACAAACUCGAUGACGAGGAGUUCCAAAGGAUGAAACGCAGCCGGGACGACUUUGUACGCCAGAGUUUACAAAACUAUCUGAGAGCUCUUAAGGUCUCUGAUGAGUUCAACUCUUCUGUUGUUCGCUUCUUUGCUCUCUGGUUGGAACACUCUGAUUCGGAGAUUGCGAACACGGUUGUGCAGAAGAACCUGCCAGAGGUCCCUAGCUGGAAAUUUGUCGGUUUGAUGAACCAGCAGACAUCACGACUGCAAAGGGACUCGAGCAUAUUCCAACAAUCACUCGCAAGUCUCAUCACCCGAGUCUGCACAGAUCAUCCUCACCAUGGUGUGCACUACCUAUACACGACAUGCUAUUCAUCCGUUGUAGAAAGUGAGCAGGCUGCAUUGUCACGACGCAAUGCCGCUCACGAGAUAGCGACCAAAUUGAGCAACGACAAGAGAAUGGCCGAAACCAUGCGCAGAAGUUUCAAGGUGAGCAAUGCUUAUCACAAGCUUGCGGAGGUCAAGAUGAAUCCGAAGGAGUUCAAGGGCAAGAUCACGGUCAACAUGGUGCCUCAAGCGAAGGAGAUGGUCAGUACGGUGAUGUCUAGGAAAAUGCCGCCAGCAACCAUGUCCGUUAAGCUUCGUCUCGAUUGCGACUACUCCUCCGUCCCAAUUGUCGCUAGAUAUAGGGAUGACAUUCGUAUCGCUAACGGAUUGAGCGCUCCCAAGAUCAUGGUUGCAAUCGGAACAGAUGGCAAAGAAUAUAGACAGCUGUUCAAAGGUGGUAAUGACGAUCUCAGACAAGACGCCAUUAUGGAACAAGUAUUUGGCGAGGUCAGCAAGAUGCUGCAGACUCACAAGACUUCUCGUCAACGCAACCUGCAUGUACGCACCUAUAAAGUGCUCCCGCUCACAUCGACAUCCGGCAUCAUCGAAUUCGUACCACACUCAAUGCCUUUGGGCGAGUUCUUGGUCCCGGCACAUGUGAAGUAUCAUCCUUCGGACCUGACGCAGAACAAGGCGCGCGAGAAGAUUGGUGGCGCACAAGGCUUGACAGCAGACUCGCGUCUCAAGGUCUACCGCGAAGUAACGGCUAGACAUCAGCCAGUGCUUCGUCACUUUUUCUUCGAGCGCUUCCAAGAUCCAGAUGAUUGGUUCCAAAAGCGGCUCAACUAUACACGCAGCACGGCCACCAUAUCCAUUCUCGGUUGGAUUCUCGGUCUCGGUGAUCGCCACUGCCACAACAUUCUGCUGGACGAGAAGAGUGGUGAAGCUAUUCAUAUCGAUUUGGGAGUCGCCUUUGAAGCCGGCCGUGUCCUACCGAUCCCCGAAGUCGUCCCUUUCCGCCUCACACGCGACAUCGUCGAUGGCAUGGGCGUGACAAAAACAGAAGGUGUCUUCCGCCGCUGCUGUGAGUUCAGCAUGGACGCCCUCCGCGCGGAAAAGGACGCCAUCAUGACACUGUUGAACGUCCUCCGCUACGAUCCUCUAUACUCAUGGACGGUGUCCCCUCUCAAAGCCCGCAGAAUGCAAGACCCGACUCGUAAUGGCGAUGAUGGAGGCAAUGGACUGGGAAGUGCGAGUAAGCCCGAAGACGAAGCUGGAGAGGCUGCUAGAGCAUUGGCGAUUGUAGAGAAGAAGUUGAGUAAGAGUUUGAGUACUGCUGCUACGGUGAACGAGUUGAUCCAACAGGCUAGUGAUGAGAGGAAUUUGGCGGUGCUGUUUGCUGGAUGGGCUGCUUAUUGCUAG
Aureobasidium subglaciale EXF-2481 is the source of this 8790-nucleotide messenger RNA. RefSeq lists its product as uncharacterized. Gene Ontology annotation, biological process: DNA repair. The coding region runs from base 1 to 8790 and encodes 2929 amino acids. The record is from RefSeq and is a predicted model, not a curated record. NCBI's taxonomy places the organism in Eukaryota, Fungi, Ascomycota, Dothideomycetes, Dothideales, Saccotheciaceae. The transcript is spliced from 5 exons. Gene Ontology annotation, molecular function: protein binding; protein serine/threonine kinase activity.